AUGGCAGAUAAUAAUGAUGACCUUUUUGGUUAAGUUGAGAAUAACACAUAAUAAAACGAUGUUCAUGUUGAAGAUAUUGAAGAUAAUGACGAUUAUAAUUAGGAGGAUCACAUUGACGAAAAUGAAGUAGGAAAAAAAAAAGAGAUGCGUAAGAAGAAGAAAGAAGAAUUUGUCAAAAGGUAUUUGAUGGAGAAAGAGUGGUGGAAGGAUGAAUAACGCAAAAUAGAGGAGUAAAAAAGGAAAGAAUAAGAAUUAAUGAAAAAGAGAAUGCAAUAAUUUACUAAUGCAGAUUAACUUUCAAUUUUAGAAAAGUACGAAGCACAAGACUAAGAAGAUGAAUUUUUCAAGCCAAUGACAAAAUUCAAAGGACCAACAAGUGAUAGAGUACUAACAAAUAAAUACUGUAUUUAUUUAUGGAUAGUUUUGAACGGUUUCUUUGUUUUUACUUCUAUUUAUGUUUUAAGUGAUGGUAGGCCAUCUCGUCUCGCUAAUGGCUAUGAUUUCAGAACAGAACUUUGUGGAAAUGGGAAGUACUCUAAACAGCCUUAUCUGUAUUAUUUAAACCCUGUUUAAGAUAUAAGAGUAGCUAUGUGUGUCUCUUCUUGUCCUACUUCUUCAGGUCCACUUAUUUGUUUAUACGACACAUCAGGAAAGACAUAUGAUUAAGUUUUUUCAAAAUUCUGUUAUACCUAAAUGCAGUCUUCGAAUAGGAGUAAAUAUUGUGUUCCUAAUGAACCCAUUAAUGGAGCUGUAGUAAACUCCUACUUAGAAAGCUUCGAUCUAUCUGUCAAGAGAUAUGCAUCUGAUAUUAUGCUUGGAGUUGAUAUCAUGCUUUGUGGAGCAUUACUAACAGUUAUUUUGUCCUUUUCAUUUUUGUAUUUUUUAAAAAAUUAAAGCACGGUUUCUUGCUUUGUGAGUUUAGUAUUUUUAUUCAUUUUGAUGUGCUGUGGUGGUUUAGCGUUCAUGUUUUACAGAGAAUACCUUUUAGAACUUCAAAAAAAUUGUUUCACUUUAAGAGAUGAAAAUAAUUGUGUUGGUUCAAGAGGUUACUCUUUUAGGAGUGCUGCAAUUAGCGUUGUUGUCUUGGCAGGCUUGUAUGUGAUACUUUUAAUGAUUUUAUCAAAAAGAAUAGUUAAAAUAGUAGGAUUUCUUAAAAUAGCAUCUUAGGUUGUAUAAAUCAUGUAACAAAUUAAGUGGAUUCCCUUUUAUGUUCUUAUAAUUGCUAUUGUUGUUGCUGCUCUAUCUCUUAUUAAUGUCCCUUUUGGACUAUCAGUAGCUGAUGUUGUUGUUGUAAAUUCUAACCCAGGAGCAAUCAGUGGAGGGAAACUGAAAGUUAUGUAGUUUAGCGGAUUUGCUUACUUUAUAGGGUUUUAUGAUUUUUUUAUAUUUAUCAUAUGGAUGCUGUUUUUGUUAGGAUUUAGAGAUUUAUUUGUAAGCUAUAGCAUUACUCUUUGGUUUUUUACAAAAAGAAAAGACACAGUUCAAAUUCCUAAAUGGGUUAUUUUCAAGAACAUUUUUAGAUAUCACUUUGGUACUGUAGUCAUGUUUUCACUUAUUAGUACUGUAAUCACAAUUCCUAAGAUAUUUAUUAUGGCUCUUAGAAGAUCACUAAGAAGUUUGCCAUAAUAUUUAAAUUCAGUUCGUUACUUUUAGGCUACUUGUAACUGCUGUUUAUUUUCUUAUGAGAAGUUUUUACGUUAUUUCUCCAAAAGCUCUCUUGUCCAAGUUGCUAUUACAAGCAUGGAAUUUUAUCCUUCCUCUAAAAUAGCAUAUUUUUUGAUUUUUAGAAAUAAAGAAAAGAUAUCUGACAUGGAUGGAAUGCAAUAAUUUGUAGUAAGUAAUAUAAAAUUCCUAAUUUCGUUUACGUCCUUCCUAUUUGUCUAUGUUAUCCUUAGUUUUAUCAAUACAACACCUUUGACAAAUUACAGUACCUCAGAAAUCGAAAACAAGUUUUUCCCUGGAUUAAUAGUUGGAAUGUUUUCUUACUUCUUUUCAUCAAUAUUUCUUGGGUCAUAUGAUAUAACUUGCAAAUCAGUAAUCUAAUGCUACCUGAUUGAUCAAGAAAUAUUUUAUGGUGAGAAUAGAUAUGUGGAACCUUUUAUUAAAAAUGUAUUCGAAUAUUAUGUCUAAGAAGAUUUAGAAAAAUAUAAAAUCUAGUCAAAAGCUGGUGUAAAUGUAGAUGAGAAUAAAGUUUAUGAAAAAGAUAAAUCAGAUGAUGAAAAAGCUUAAAGUGAAGAUGAAGACUCUUAGAAUAGUGAUGAAGAAGAGUUUUAAAAAAAUAAAAAGAACACUGCCAUUAUAAAUGAUAAUACAGCUACAACAAAGAUGUAAACUGCUACAGGAGCUAUUAAACCUGCUAAUGAUUCUACAUUAUUAGGAGCUAAACCUAUGACUAAUACUCUUAAUACACAAACAAACUAUGGUACUCCAUAACGUUUAAUAACAGAUGAAAAAUCUGGAUUUAAUAAUAGUCCUCAAAAUCCAACAGCUAUAAUUAAAAAUAAUAAUUUACAGACUAGGGAAUAAGAAUUAGUGAAUUUAAACAAUAGUAAUGAUAGUGAUGACUAUAAUUAAAAAAGUAUAACCAUAAAAAACAAUAAUAAUAAUUCAAGUCUUGCUUUCAAUUAAUCUAAUUUUAGAAUAAAUACAGCAGCUUCGAAUUAAUAAACUCCAAUUAUUGCUUCUUAAAAUAACAAAGUCACUCCUACUACUAUCUAACUUACAAACCUAUAAAAUAUUAAUUAUUCAUCAAGUGGAAAUAAUUAUCAAAGAUAGCCUCAAGGUAAUCAAUUCAAUAACUAACGAAUUAAUUCAUAAUCUUAAUUAAAUGGGCCAAUGUUUAACUAGUAUAGAGAUAACACUGCUCCAAUUAUGAACUAGCCUAGAAUUCCUUCACAGUCUAACAUGUUUAUAGGAAAUACAUAGCCAAUUAGCAGCAUACCUUCUUAAACUAAUUUUUUGUAUAAUGGGCAAAGACCUACUUAACCCUCAAUGCAAAAUAUUAGAUAAUCUUAUCCAAUGUUCACAAAUAAUUAAUAAAAUGAUGGUGAUGAUGAAGAUGACGAUUAUGGAUUAGGGGCUAAUCCUUAUGCUACUGUAGAUAUAAAUAAAAAUACAUAGUAACGUUAACCUAAUAGGAAUGAAAUGAGAUUGCUUAACGCUUCUUAUGCCUCAAGUGGAAUAAGAGGAGCUACUGGAUAAUCUAAUGCUAGUAAAGUUUCUAAGGUGAGUAAGGCUUCUUUUGAUCCUUUCGUAUAAUUUUAAUAGAAUCAAAUAAAUGUAGAUAGUGAUGAAGAAGAUGAUAAUUGA
Messenger RNA from Tetrahymena thermophila SB210, 3309 nucleotides. Its product is annotated as plasma-membrane choline transporter. NCBI's taxonomy places the organism in Eukaryota, Ciliophora, Oligohymenophorea, Hymenostomatida, Tetrahymenidae. Gene Ontology annotation, molecular function: transmembrane transporter activity. Gene Ontology annotation, biological process: transmembrane transport. The transcript has 14 exons. Gene Ontology annotation, cellular component: membrane. The record is from RefSeq and is a predicted model, not a curated record.